AUGGCGGCUGCCACACCAAAGCUCGUGGCUCUGGGCCUCGCUGUCCUCCUGAGCGUCGGCUUCACCGGUGCCGCGAGGGUAGCCAGGUACUCGGACACGUUCUCCGGCGGAGGGGGUGGUGGCGGCGGAGGAGGAGGCGGCGGCGGCGGGUCGCAGGGAGGAUGGGGCUCCGGGUCAGGUUACGGCUCCGGCGGCGGUUACGGUGAGAGUGGUGGGUACUCGGGCUCGGGCAACAUGUGGAACUACGGCAGAGGAGGCGGCGCUGGUGGAGGCGGCGGCGGCGGCGGCGGGACGAACGGUGGGUACGGCUCCGGCGGUGGCUCCGGCUACGGCGCGGGCCGCGGAUCGAGUGGCUCCGAUUCUUCGUCUUCUUCUUCGGCACCGGGGCCUGUCAGUAUUGGCAGCGGCGGCUAUGCUACCGGUGAUGGCGAGGGCGGCGGCGGCGGCGGCGGUGGCGGCUCUAAUGGAGGCAGCGGGUAUGGCUUCGGUUCCGGCGCUGGCCAAGGCGCUGGCGAGAGCGGAUCGUCGACAGCGAUGGCGCCGGCUCCGUCCAGCGGUGGCUACUACAACGGCUACGCCGAUGCCGUCGGUGGCGGCGCUGGCGGCGGCGGCGGACAAGGUGGAGGCGACGCCGGAGCUCCGAGCUACGGUAUUGGCUCGGGAGGCGGCUCCGGCGCCGGUGAGGCCGGAAACGACGGCUCCUCCGGCGGAGGCUACGCGUCAGGAAUGGGCGGCGGCUACGGCGGCGGAGGCGGCGGCGGCGAGAACGGCGGGUACGGCAGCGGCAGCGGCAAGGGGGCCGGAUCCGGUAGCGGCGGAUACCAUUAAAUCCAGUAGAUUUUAUCGACAUGGAUGGAUUGGUCCCGUCAUUUUUAGGCUACCAGCUGCACGAGCAUGCUUAAUUUUCUAGGGUUUGUACUGCUUCGUCUUAAUUAGGAUGUUCUUAAUAAUUUAGAGGGCUCCAUCAUUUGUAUUUUGUAAUGCAAAAUGAUGCAUGUAAUGGCACUCUCCGUACCAGCAAUGAGCCAAUGAUG
Molecule: messenger RNA, 1034 nt
Organism: Oryza brachyantha (malo sina)
Lineage: Eukaryota; Viridiplantae; Streptophyta; Magnoliopsida; Poales; Poaceae
Product: glycine-rich cell wall structural protein 2-like
Exons: 1
Coding region: 1-828 (275 amino acids)
Source: RefSeq, a predicted model, not a curated record